AUGGCCACACCAUCAGACGUCAGAGAAAAUCUGAGAAAUAUUCUGAGUGCGAUUCAGGCGACUAGAAAUGCAUUUCCGACUGUCAACGCCAGCCAGGCGAGACCGCUGCAACCCCGGGCUCAGCCUCAAGCACCCAUCUCGCUUCCAACAAAAUUUAACGCGGCUUUUGCUGCUGUGAAUUCUCUAGAGGAGCUCAUUUCUCGCCCUUCGACCCAAGAAGCAUUCAUCGCCGCCCAGAAACUACCUCCCGCACCUCCCAAAGUUGCAAUGAAACGCAAACGCUCUCCUGUUGAAAAUACCGCAAGCCUUUCGACAAAGAGACCGAGCAUCCAUCGUGCAGAAAUUUCCAAUGUCAACGCCUUUCCAACGACCACAUCUUCUGGCAUCACGAUUGAAGACCAAGAGACACUGGAAAAGUUUGUUCGUCACGUGAACGCUCAAGGAGUCGUCCGUCUUCAUUUCUGGUCACGCUCAAAGAUUAACCACCAACACACCGACGGGCCUCAAAUCGCCAAACCACGAUAUCUACGACUCACCAUACCAGACCUGCUCGUUGCAUAUCUGGACAUUGCAGAGCGACAAGGCGGCAAGAAGGGAUAUCAGGUACUCCUUGUCACCAUCUUUGGUGCUCGUGAAAGAAAAUUGCCGCAUUGCGCCACAGACUUUUCCGUUUUCGUCAAGAUAUCUCAGUAUCUGACUUCAGUCCUUCAAAACCAUCCCGACGCAGACAUUCCGACCAUGGUGGACCUGCUUUCGUCUUACCGAGAGCUCUACACGGAACCUUGUAUGGUGUGUGGAUCGUGUUGGUCAAUGGAAGGUGACCUACCACCCGUUCAACGGCUUUGGGUGCCCUCUCAAGAAUCUGGAGAGCAAGGCCACUGGAUGCCUCGUCAUUAUCUCUGUGCUCGUACCUAA
Serendipita indica DSM 11827 is the source of this 915-nucleotide messenger RNA. The record is from the annotation of a GenBank genome assembly. NCBI's taxonomy places the organism in Eukaryota, Fungi, Basidiomycota, Agaricomycetes, Sebacinales, Serendipitaceae.